GAACGUACCUGCACUUUGUGCAGCCAACGUCGGCAACAUGAUCGCGGUGUUGAGUAUCACCGGCUCAACCAUGUCCAACUUACAAGUCACCUGCCGAACUGUCACAGCCACGGAGCCGAAGUGGCGCGAGUACCUUCCAGAGGCAGCCGCCAAGUACGAUGCCUUCAAGGAGAUGAAGAGGCAGUACAGCCGACGCCUACGUGGGGAGUUUGUGCAAGAGGGGAACCACAGUGCCGUGCUGCGCGGCCUUGAGCACAAGACGGCCACACUUCCGGCGCCGCCGACGCAGAGAUAUCUUGCUGGAAACAUGCUCCAAGAGAUCCGGAACAAGCUUUCAGCAGCAGAGUUCCGGAAAGUUGAGAUCUCGCAGUGUGUCUUCGAUGUGAUGCUCACCGGGAUGUUUUUCGGACGUGGGCUUCUCCAACUCUACAAUGCGGCCAUGCGGAGUCCGUGUGGACAUCCCGAAGACUUCAAUGAUCCAACA
This is a messenger RNA of Symbiodinium sp. CCMP2456, 484 nucleotides long. The record is from the annotation of a GenBank genome assembly. Lineage: Eukaryota; Dinophyceae; Suessiales; Symbiodiniaceae.